This is a messenger RNA of Cucurbitaria berberidis CBS 394.84, 5663 nucleotides long. RefSeq lists its product as uncharacterized. Gene Ontology annotation, biological process: regulation of transcription by RNA polymerase II. Gene Ontology annotation, cellular component: mediator complex. Gene Ontology annotation, molecular function: transcription coregulator activity. The transcript has 5 exons. Lineage: Eukaryota; Fungi; Ascomycota; Dothideomycetes; Pleosporales; Cucurbitariaceae. The coding region runs from base 475 to 5190 and encodes 1571 amino acids. The record is from RefSeq and is a predicted model, not a curated record.
CUUUUUCGAGGCCAUGGCGAGGGGCGGUGGAGGGAGUGCAGAAAGAUUGACCACGGUGGAGCCAAUGGGGCGAAGAAAAGGGCGUGAUGGGGUGAUGGUGCUGAGGUCGUGUCAAUACGAAGCGUACUGUAGUAGCUGCUAAGCAGCUAAAGGUGGCCGCCCGGGGGGAAUUAUCCAUGCGCCGCUGAGUUACCGGAAUAUCGGGACCUUUGCCUGCGCGGUCCGCUGUUCGCUCGCUCCUCGGGCAGGGCAAGAUAACUAAUAACUAAUAACUAACCUACCUCAGACCUCACUACCUACUCUGCUUCCCUACCUCUUGCUGAGCAACACAUUAGCCCGCCCUGCGACCCUCGUGUGUUGCUCGCACAUGCCGUCACCAACCGACUCUCUACGCGCUCCGCCCUAGACACCCUGCCGCCCUCCCUUCCAUCGCUCGUCUCCGCAUAACACGACAAUGAAUCCGCUCUCGGUGCGAUGACUUCUCGACCUGGCCCGGGGAUUCACGAAUCUCUGCAGUCUCGUGGCAGCGGACUGCCUCCUCGGACCCAGGCCCGCCGCCCUCCCUCGAAGCCCGCCAGCACUCUCAUUCAGCCCGACUGCAUAGAUCCCACCCUCGAGGACGAACGACCUCCCGUACAUAAUAAUGCCGCAACCGAGCCUGCUACCAGACCACCGCCAAAGGGCAGGCCGCAGGUCUUCUUCACAACUUCCACCAGCAAUGCCAUCGACCUGCCUAUCCACGCCUUCCCUUAUCAGCCCACCGCGAAUCUACCCGCACCCCCGCGGCCUGGCUCCGUCCACCAAAGGGAUGCUUCACAGCAGCCCCGCAUAAUACCUGGGGGAAUAGGUGUCAAAGAUGCCCCAAAACUCACCGCGCCUGAGGUGGUACCUCCGCCUGUGCAUUUCCCCGGGGGAAAGGCGGCGGAUCUUUCCCCGUGGGCGGGCAAUAGUUCCGAGGAUACGCUGUCGGAAGCAUUGGUCAAGGCUGGCAUCAGUAACAAGCCACAGAUUAUGAACGAGACAAACACGGCUCGUCCUUCCCUGUGGUCCAACCUGAAGAACAAGUCGGGCAUCUCAACAUUGUCGACGCUGUUCGUUGCCGUCUUGGAGAAGAGGCAGCAGAGUGGCCGACUUCAGAUUCCGAACACCUUCAAACCUCCCCCACGAUUGACACUGCGAGAUUCCACCCGAGAGCAGUGGCUGCAUGACUUGGCGAACCCUACGAUAAGCCUCCGCAGGCUGAGUCGCACCAUACCCCACGGCCUUACAGGCAAAGUCCUACUGGACCAAUGUCUCAACAAGAACAUCCCUCUCCCCAGAGCGUUGUGGCUGGCCAAGUGUGUGGGCAUCAACGAACUGCGUGCGCAUAAGCGGAAAGGUCAGGCAGGCACGGUCACCUGGGGCAGAGGCUGGACCAGCUCUGUGGAGCAAUUCCUAGACGGUGUGAUUGGCAGCAUAGGACAAGGCGACUGGAAGCCCCGGAUCACCUAUGCACUUCAACUCGCUACCCAUCUGUAUAAAGAGCAUCUUCUUGAUGACGAUCAUUUCCUUGACUGGAUAGUCAAUGGCUUGGAUACAUGUCCGUCUGAGCGACUGUUCGUUUGGCUGUUAGUAGCCUCUGUCCCGCACUUUUGGAAAGACAUCACCUGCUGUCGUCGUCGUGGCAAGCGCUUAGCAGAGUCGCUAUUGAACCAGCUUGAUAAGAUAUAUCGACUCGAAGACCAGGCCCCUUACUCCGCUGUGUUGCAAUAUUUGGAGAACGUCGUGGUCAAACUCCUAGCGACCCGACCAGCUUGUUUACUCCUCCCUUCAACCUGGACUAGGCAGGGUGCUCUUCUCCAAACCCUUGCAGAAAAACGGAACCAUCCCCAGCUUAUGCAAGCAGUUAAGAGGCUCGAGGAGAGAAAUAGACGGCUACUGGACUCUUCCAAGGACGUUGCUUUUGCCUCGAAAACCCCCGCCGGCCAAAUCUAUCGCAUAUUGGACUCCGUAAACUACAACUCCCCUGUUCGUAUUGAAGAGCUGUCCUACGAAUGCAUGGACGUCAUUUCGGAUGCAACACAACUUAUCGCUAUUCUUUUACAGUGGGCAUGUUCACCAUACCGUGGAGGGCCGCAUAGAACCUAUCUGGCAAUCCGGUUACUGCGUAGGUGGAGUCAUCUUGGUGCAGACGUGUAUGACAGUGUCAUUUCGUAUCUUCGCGAUAUGAGUUGGGUUGGGCACAGCGAGCCAAACACUAUCUAUAAGAUCGUCGCUGAGCUGGUACGUUCGAAGACGUUCGCAGCCGGCCGCUAUCUCCAGUGGCUUAUUGCUACUGGCUCACUGGGACACGACACAGAUCUCUCAUCGCAUACGUCUUGGCCAUUACGUCUCAUCACCGAGAUACCGCUUACCGGACUUCCAGACCAGAUACGUACCUUACGAAGCACUCUUCUGCGAGGAACUACGCAUUCCGCGGAACUAGAAGAACAGACCCUCCAGCACGCUCAGUAUAUGAUCUCUCAGUCAUUACCUUCUUUGUUCGGUCUAUACAAUACAACAAGAACAGUACCGGAAAUCAAGUCUGAGAGGCUCAGUGCAACAGUCAAGUUCGAGCUGGGUAUUUGGCUGCGGACACAAGUUGCCCAAUUUGCGGAGGUCAACGAGCACGUUCCUACUAAAGACCUUUCCGUAGAAGAGACUGCUGCGGUGUCCUUGCUAACACCCCAAGAUUUUCAUGUCAUCCGCUCCUAUCUUGAGCGCUUUGGGGAUUUGGCCAUACUCGCCGACGUCAUUGGCAUCGCGAGUUCGUCUUUGGACCCCAUCCUACUCGCCUCCGCCGCGGAUACGAUCCAUUUUCACAUGAAGACUUUUCGUGCUAUAGGCGCCUUUGACCCCCUGUUUGGGAGAAUUGCAGCAAGAUACGCGGCUAUCAGGACGAUGCGGUUCCCCGACCGAGAGCUGCUCCUCAGCCUCUCCAACCUCGCCCGCGUGGCCCAAGCAGAUGGCCAGCUUCAGCAUCUUUUGAGCUACGACAUCAGCCGACUUGACCAAAGAAAUUCAAUUGCGGCCUGUUCGCCGGCCUCUGACAACAUGGGCGAAGUUUUGCAGCACACGGCGUCAUACUCCGACGAUGAAAUAGAGCGCAUAUUAUCCAGUGGUAAUAGCAUGGACCAGCAAAUGAUGGCUAGGGUCCUUCGCAAGAUCAUCAGCAACCUAGGAUCACACGCAGCUAAGGGCCAUCUGAAUUAUGACAGCUACUCAGUCUGGUUCCAUCGUCUACGCAGCUUUGACGAGCCAACAUUCGAACUCGUUGUAAACCAGUGGCUGGGUACAUGCUGUAAUGGUCACCAAACAAACGUCUUACGAGUUGCCCUACCCACAUUGGUUGGUUCGGGCUGUAUGGCUCUUACUUCUUUACUAGAUACCUUGCGAGCUUGUGUUGCACAGCUCAAGAGCAGUCCAUCUGAGGGUAUCUUCCAGACCGCCUUGGAUGGUCUACAUACUCUGUUGCCUCCUCCAGAGCUAGCCGGGUUUUCUACACCACAAGAUGCAUAUCGAUACCGCUUAGAGCAGCAUAAACUAUGCCAGGAAACAGGUCAUCGCAUCGCUCACUAUAUUGGCGAGGUAAUCGACUAUGGUUCGACAGUUCCUUCGCCAAAAGCUCGGGAACAGCUGUCAAGCUUGAUAACCAACAACUCUGUGCUACAUAUCAUGAGGAAUUGUGUUGUUUCGGAUCCUGGAUGCUUGUUCAAAUCCAAUCGAGAAGCACCAAGCCCAUAUUUCAAGCAUUUACUUGACACCCUCUUGGAUCCUGAUGGUCGUUUGCGCCUAGCAGAACAGAGUCCCGAGCAGCAGAUACUCACGGUUUUUGGAACUGCUAGCGAACUAUCGCUACCAAUAUGUCAAGCAGUCAUCGAAUACAUCUUCUCGUCAGGCGCAGCAAUGUCUGGAGACUCGGCCGAUGCACUCUCUGCCGCCCUACUAAGUGCUGUCAAGAAGGCGGUAGAGGAAGGGCAAUCGGCAGGUCUUGAGCUUCUUGCCACCCUGGACGCUGGACUCACCGAUAAGAUCCGCCAACACGCUGAGCGUGAGAUCAUCACUGCGUCUGCCUUCUUCGCCUUGCCUCCAGGCGUUAAAGCGGAAGAACUCGAGCCUACCUCGGCAGCAUUGGUUCAGAAAUACUUGGCGGUCAUUGAUCUAACCUCAAGUAAGCGUAUAGAGACGACUGAACAGUCUGGGAUACUUCUCGCAUUGAUAGAACGGUUCAAGGGUAUAUCACUAGCCCUCAACGAUCACGAUUCUUGCGAUUAUCGUCCUGAGAGAGCGAGCAACUUGUCGGUUCUGGAACUGUAUACUUGGUUAAACGCACUACUUCGCCUUGCAGUAACUCAUUGCCUAGCGAUGUUGCGCAAUGCCACGCAUGCACACCAGACCGCCCUGAUGGCUACGAUGAACGGUCUCGUUAGCCAUCCCACUCUGGAAUUCUACACUUCGAUCUCGGAACACAUAUUCGAUGUGGCAGUCUCCCUGUCCGAUCAUAUCUCCGACGACGUUCGAAGCCAUGUCACUCGCCUCAGCAGUGUCAGGGUGACAGACGAUCCACGUUGUCUCUUCAUCUUGGGCGCCACAGCCCUUGUCGACGGAUGGCUUGUUCUGACGAAACCCGUCAACCCUCCUUUGACCCAACCCACUUCUCAACCACCCACUCCGGGGGCUACUCAGAGUCAGCCAUCGCCAUAUCAGAGUCCGCAAUUGUCUGCCACUGGUGCUGCAACACCUCAACAACGAUACCAACAACAGCGUCAGCAGCAGAUGCAAGCGCAGCAAAUGCGAAAUUACCCACAAUACUCCCCCCAACCCGCUCAACAAAACAAGAUGCUGCCCGCGCAACUCCAACGAACCCCUUCAAACCACGCGUCUCCUUCUCCACUUCAACAACUACAGCAUAUGCAGCAAAUGCAAGGUCUUGCACAACAACGUGCAACUCAGCCUUCGCCCGUUUACUCUCAACGUCCCACUCCUGCAGCGAGUCAGGGCCAAGCGAGUGCGUCGACGGGACCUGGCAAGCUGCAGAUUAGGCAAGAGAAGGAGAUGCGACAGUAUCCCUUUGUACAGCCUAGAUGGGAGAUUCUGGCCGAAAGCUCGGGAAACCCAACUUUGAAUGAAACAGCCAUUAGCCUGAGCCUCUUCGAAGCUCGGAGAGUCUGAGUGUGAGCGUGAGUGAGUGGGGCCUGCUGCCGCAUUCACACGUCGCUCAAUUUCAACCCCUUCUCAUCCCCUCCUUCCUUUUUUUCUUCUAUAUCUACCCAUUAUUGUCAUGUCCUGUUGUUGUUUCCACGGGGGCUCCAUGCAUAAAGCAAGCGGCGGCGUUAUUCUCUCUCUCUCUCUCUUAUCUUUAUCUUUACCUGGGUUUUACUGCUAUGAUCAUGAAACGUGUCAGACAUUGCAUUACAAACGGUGUUCUUUGGGGUUUUUGGUGCAUGCUCGCUUGCAUUUGGUAGCACUGUUUUGUUUGUUUCGUUAUGUGAGUGGGAUUAUAGGUAGCGAGCGGGGCUUUCAACAUCAGAGGGAUAUAGUAUCGUGUUGCGUUGUGUGUUGUGUAUGGGUUGGGGGGUGACUGGGCGGCGUAGUGCAUAGUAUAACCUUAAGCGUUGAAAUAUCUAGUAAGUAGUAUAGUGGUA